Molecule: messenger RNA, 4613 nt
Organism: Xyrichtys novacula (pearly razorfish)
Lineage: Eukaryota; Metazoa; Chordata; Actinopteri; Labriformes; Labridae
Source: the annotation of a GenBank genome assembly
GAACGAUCGUAACCCGGAAGUUGUUGAGCUACAGCGGUUUGCAGAUUUAGCAUCUCAGACGUGUUGAAGUUUUUCUCUUUUAACCCUGAAUGAAGAAAAAACUGUCUGAUUUGGGGGUUUGGGGGAUUUUAUAAAGGUAUUUUGGUGAGUUUUAAUCUUUCAUUUCCACCAUAAAGAUCGAAAAAGACCGUUUAAAGUGAAUUUCCUACUAAAGAUGGAUGAUGAAUGACUGUUUUCAGGCUGGGUUUUGCUCUCUGGAGAUCUUAUUUUUCUGUUUUUAUGACUUUUGAAACCUUAAAGAUGAUCUUAGUUAAUCACAUUAAUGAAGUAAAGCUGUCAGUAAAAGCAGCAGUUUAAUUAACCUUCAGAAUCACAGAUAUUUAAUGAGUUUUAAAGGGAACUUUGUAAUUCACUGUUUUAACGGUUUUCAGGUUUUGCAGCUGAUCUCUGCAGACUCUCAUGGCUCACAUCACUAUAAACCAGUACCUGCAGCAGGUAACCUUUCACCUCAUAUAUAUAUAUGUAAACAGCUUAUUAUUAGUAUGACCUGUAACCAUGGUAACAUAAGGCUCUUGUUUGGGGUGUUCAGUGGAGUCUGGUUUAAAGUUUGCAGCUGAUCUUGAUGCAGUGAGAUCUCUUGUGAUCUGUGACCAUGAGUUCUGCUUAUUCUUCUUCUUCUUCGUUGGUGUUUUACUUCUGCAGGUUUACGAGGCCAUCGAGAACCACGAGGGCUCCUUCUGCGCUGAGCUGCUCUCCUUCAAACAUCCGCAUGUCGCCAACCCUCGGCUCCAGGUGAGGUCCCGCCCACUCAGGUCAACAGACACAGAAAUGCAGGGAUGGGGUCUCACCUGUGUGUGUGUGUGUGUGUGUGUGUGUGUGUGUGUGUGUUUCAGCUGGCCAGUCCUGAGGAGAAAUGUCAACAGCUGCUCGAGCCGCCGUACGACGAGAUGGUCGCCGCUCACCUCAGGUAGAGAAAUCAGGAGUUGAUCAGGUUUUCAAUCAGUGGCUGAAGUUUAAAGGAGGAAAAGCACGGAUGUUCCCCGUUUAAGAAGCUGAAAGAGACUCUGUUUGUUUCUAUUUCAGCUGAAUGAAGUUUGAGAUUAACUGCAACGUAACCAUAAUAACAGCACUGUGUGUGUUUGUGUGUGUUACAGGUGUACCUACGCAGUGUCCAAUCAUGACUUUGUUGAAGCCUACAAGUUCCAGACCCUUGUCGUCCAAUAUCCUUCACCAGGAAACAAACGAAACAUAAAAAAACAAACCAAUAACUAUAAAUGAUAAUAAUAAGAAUUAUUUAUGAUGAACCAGUGUCCCUCCUUGACCAAUCACGUCCUUCCUCAGAGCCUUCCAAUCCCACAAAGAAGAAAACUGGUGAGUCCAGACAGAAGGCUGUUAGCCUGACUCUCCAACAAAGACCCUCAUGUCAGCAGCUGAUUACAUGCUUGUUGUGUUUGUGAGUUUAAUGUUUGCGAUGCUCUGACUUUAAGUCUUUACAUCAGCUCAGUGUGGAGGAAGAUUUUCACUCUCCUGUUUCUGCUUCAGGGCUCUCCCGGUGAUGUUCGCCGUCACUCUGGAUCUCAGGAUAUUUGCAAACAAUGUAAGACACACGAAUGAUUCAGAUGAUGAUGGUGAUGAUGUUAGUGACCUUUGACCUCAUGUUCAGGCAGAGCAGCAGCUGCAGAAGAAGAGUAAAGGUCAGCCGGGGGAGAUGUUGGAGAAAGCCGCCGAGCAGCUGAUGAGCUGCUUCAGGGUGUGCGCCAGCGACAAGUCAGUACACACACACACACACACACACACACACACACACACACACACACAUGCGGGGGCACAGCUACACACAGUUUGUUUGUGUUUGAGAGUUUUAGAGAAACUAAACUGUGUCCAUUACCUGUUAUGAGUCAGAUCUUUGAAAAAGCAGCAUCAUAACUCUCAUCGUGGACUUUCUUUGUUUUUCCUCCUCCUGCAGCCGAGCCGGGAUCGACGACUCGAAGAAGUGGGGGAUGAUGUUUCUGAGUAAUCAGCUGUUCAAGAUCUACUUCAAGGUGACUCUGAACUCUUUUGGUUCAUGUGAGAUCAGAACUGAUUCAGGACAGACAUCUGAGGAGGAACUGUGAUUAUUCAGGGUUCAUUGUUCUCUCCUGAAUAUUUCUAAUAAUCUACAGUCAUAAUGUCAAAUAAAAACACAAGUAUUUAUGAUGGAGGAUUUAAAUCCAGAGGAGUCGUGCCUAAUUGAUGGGUUUGUCUGUGUCAGAUCAAUAAGCUGCACCUGUGUAAGCCUCUGAUCAGAGCCAUCGACAGCUCCAACCUGAAGAACGACUACAGCACGGCUCAGAAAGUCACCUACAAAUACUACGUGGGCCGGAAAGCCAUGUUUGACAGUGACUUCAAACCAGGUGAGAACUCACUGAAGUUUGUUUUUCAUGUUUUUGUUCAUUUAUUCAUCAGAGUCCCAACAGAAAAAAACACUCCAGACUUUUGUUUUUGUUGAGGAUAAUAAAUAAUGUCCACUCCCCGCUUCAAUUUAAAGUCUUGUGAUGACGAAGGAGUAGAAAGUCCUGUCCCUGAACAGCAAACAUCUUCUUUCUGCGAUUUCAGCCGAGGAGUUCCUGUCGUACGCCUUCGACCACUGUCAUCGCUCCAGUCAGAAAAACAAGAGGAUGAUUCUCAUCUACCUGCUGCCUGUCAAGAUGCUGCUGGUCAGAAACACGACACAUUCAAACCGUUGAUACCAGUUUAUGCCGGAUUAAAAAACAGUUUUUACCAGUUAAAACUAGUGUAUACCAGUCAUCAGAAUCAGAAAUACUUAAAUAAUCCUGAGGGGAAACUGCUUUUUGUUACAGAAACUGCAGUGCAAAUAAAGUAGAAAGAGGAGAUAAAUAAUAGAUAAAAUAAGUAAAAAUGAAGAGAUAAUAUACAAGUAUGUACACUAUAUACAACACAAAAUAGUAAAAUAGUAUGCAUCAACGCAAUUUAUACUGUUUAAUACCAGUUCAUACCAGUUAAUACCAGUUUAAUCCUGUUAAUCUCAGCCUUAACCAGUUUAUUACAGUUCUAACCACUUUCUAUCAGUUUGAUGUCGUUUGUACAGUUGAACACUGUGUGUAUAAACCAGUUUAUAAAUUUUUUAACCAUUUUACACCUGUUGAAUUCAGAAUAAGCCAGUUACUCCCUAUCUUAGAAAUAUUUCACUAGUUUGAACCGGGUAAAUCCACUUUAUACAGGUCACAGCCAUUAUACACCAGUUUAAACCAGUUUAUAUAAUUUAAUACCAGUUAAAAUAUUUUUCUUUUCCAAUUUUAACAGUUAAAAUCAAUAUGAACCAGUUUAACGCAAUUUUAGUACAUGAAAACCGCUCACCUACACACGUCUAACCAGUUCAUACCAGUUUACAGGAGUGAUUUACAGUUAAUACAUAAAAAACCAGUAAUAAGUAGUUCAAACUGGUUACUGAAUUUUCAAGCUGAUACCAGUUUAUAGAGAUUGACAGUCAUUUAUACUAGUUCAAGGUGCUCUUUACUAAUCCAAACCAGUUUACACCAGUUUACUCCAGAUUAAACCUGCCGACACCAGUCCAUCCUUGUGUACUUCAGUUUGUACCAGUUCAAACCAGUUUACUCCAGUUUAGACCAGUUGAAUCUAGUUACCACCAGUUAAUACCAACAGACCUCAGUGUAAGACAGCUAGCAGGAUACUAGAUUUGACCAGUUCAAACCAGUUUCUUCCUGUUAACACCAGUAAACUGUGGUCUGAAUCCCAGUUUAAACAGAGUCUGUUGCUGUUUCAGGGUCACAUGCCGACUCAUCAGUUACUCAGGAAGUACGACCUCAUGCAGUUCGCAGACGUCACCAAAGCUGUGAGGUAAGCAUCAACAGGGAGUGACAUCACCACGCACACAGCGAGAUUCACAGGCAUAAUGUGUGUGUGUGUGUGUGUGUAUCAGCGAGGGAAACCUGCUGCUGCUGAACGAAGCUCUGUCCAAACACGAGACCUUCUUCAUCCGCUGCGGGAUCUUCCUCAUCCUGGAGAAGCUGAAGAUCAUCACCUACAGGAACCUCUUUAAGAAAGUGUGAGUGCAGCUGCUCACAGCGCCCCCUGCUGGGUAUCAAACCUAACUCCUUCUGUUCAUCAUUCAGUCACCUGAGCGUUGUUGUUGACCUCUGCUGCCCCCUGUCUGCAGGUAUCUGCUGCUGAGGACUCACCAGCUGCCUCUGGACGCCUUUCUCGUCUCUCUUAAGAUGAUGCAGGUGGAGGACGUGGACAUCGACGAGGUGCAGUGUAUCCUCGCCAACCUCAUAUACAUGGUGAGGACACACACACACACGUGCACACGCACACACACACAUGCUGGAGUGCUUAAAUAACAGAUAAACUCUGACGUCUUCUUCUUCUGUGGUGUCUGUGUUUCCUCUCAGGGUCACAUCAAAGGUUACAUCUCCCAUCAGCACCAGAAGCUCGUGGUCAGUAAACAGAACCCAUUCCCUCCGCUCUCUUCUGUGUCCUAGACUACGUUACCCACAAUUCCCUCUGGCUUUGAAGUCAUUGAUUGUGUUUUUCUAUUUUUUUAUUUUGUAUGUUUAAAAAUGUCAAAUUAAAAAGAAACUGGUUUGUACAAA